Messenger RNA from Lampris incognitus (smalleye Pacific opah), 1367 nucleotides. It is a transcript of the gene fxyd5, whose product is annotated as FXYD domain containing ion transport regulator 5. Lineage: Eukaryota; Metazoa; Chordata; Actinopteri; Lampriformes; Lampridae. The transcript has 9 exons. Gene Ontology annotation, cellular component: membrane. Gene Ontology annotation, biological process: regulation of sodium ion transmembrane transporter activity. The record is from RefSeq and is a predicted model, not a curated record. Bases 317 to 1075 code for a protein of 252 amino acids. Gene Ontology annotation, molecular function: sodium channel regulator activity.
AGCGAGGGCAAACGCACGCUGGCGUACACAAACAGAGAGACAGAAGAUACACAAACAGCGUUGGAGGACAAUGGAGGCUACACCAACUUGCGGCUGGUUAUAGCGGAGAGAGCAGAACAUAAAUGGAUGAAAUAAAAGGAAAGGCUGUGGAAUAUGAGGGAUGAGAGGCGCGACGGCUAAACAGAGGAGGAGGCUGUGCGUCGAGAGAAAGAGUGGGAGAGCAACAGAUUGAAAAAGGAGAGCAGAUGGUAGGAUGAGGAAGUGGUGGUGGUGAGCAAAUGGGUGUGGUAGACUAACGGUUCUUCCAUCAGCCCUCAUGAGUGACAUGCAGAGGAAAACACUGUGGACGAUGAGGCUGUGGUCAAAUCUCUGGACUCAAAGAUACUACGGGAUGGAUACUAAGAUUGAUUUAGCAUCCGUGGCUUUUUUCAUGUUUCUCAUGUUAAAUGUGUCAAGGGCCCAGACCAGCAACCCCCCAGAUCCAGUGACCAAGUUGACCAGCGCCAUGUCAAACCUCAGAGCAUCCACUGCUGCACCUCCUUCCACUGGUAACACUGUGGUCGGUCAAAUGAUGGAGUUGACCAGCGCCGUGUCAAACCUCACAGCACCCACUGCUGCGCCUCCUUCCACUGCAGUCAACCAAAUGAUGGAGUUGACCAGCGCCAUGUCAAACCUCACAGCACCCACUGCUGCGCCUCCUUCCACUGGGAUGAGAGUGCAAAGCAGAGCCACCAGAGGGGCUAAUUCCUCCUCAGAGACGUCCCCUGCAGAAGGCACUACAGGCCAUAGCGUUACGAGCAAGGACACACUGGAUGUCAGUCUCACCACAAAAGAGGCCCACACAACACCAGCUAAAAGAAGUACCACCACCAAGAGGACCCAUGUAACUGUUGCCUUGGAUCCAAAGAGAGAUGAAGCCUUCACGUAUGAUUACAAGUCACUCCGCAGUGCUGGGCUAUCCAUCGCAGCGGUCCUCUUCAUCUUAGGCAUCAUGGUCAUCGGCUGUGGCAAAGUGUGUCGGCUGCCGAAGUGCCACAUGGGCUCAGCAAAGUCAUACGAAGUGGUCAGAGUUUAAGCAAAGGACAUGUUUACGGAGAUAUGUGUGGAACAUGCCGGUAAAUCAUCAGGAGUCCGUCAGCAGAACGAAGACAAACAUUACGUCAACAGCUUAGUAUGUGUGUGUGUGCCUUUGUUUCUAUGGAGUGCAUGCGUGCACCUUCUCGUUCUCACCUUGCAUAUUUAAAGGAACAAUGAGAUGGAUAAACACAGCGUGAACAGAUGACGCACACACAUAUGUCAUCUUGCAUAACCUCUGCUAAAUGUUUUUGUUAUCUCUCGCCAAAACUGAAGUAAAUUGAAUCUAACUA